Acanthoscelides obtectus is the source of this 330-nucleotide messenger RNA. Lineage: Eukaryota; Metazoa; Arthropoda; Insecta; Coleoptera; Chrysomelidae. The record is from the annotation of a GenBank genome assembly.
GUAUCAUUUACAAAAGAGCGGUGGUGUUUAUGUCAAUAAAUGGAUGACAAUGAGUCGGGCGUAAAAAAAAAAGGUACAAGAACCUAUAGAAAUUACACUCAAGAGACGUUAAAAAAUGCCUUAGGAAGUAUCAGACGUAAGGAACUAAGUCUCCAGGAAGCUGCUGAUCUGUACAAAAUACCUAGAAGGAUACUAUGGACGAAACUUCAUAAUAGUUUUAUUUUUAAUAGCUAGCGAAAGAGUUCCUUGUGUUUUUCGUUCCUCUUCAUAUUAGAGAGUUCCUUUGGGUACUUAGUAUGCAUUGUUUAGAUUAGUUACCAUAAUACGGGU